Molecule: messenger RNA, 2545 nt
Organism: Plodia interpunctella (Indianmeal moth)
Lineage: Eukaryota; Metazoa; Arthropoda; Insecta; Lepidoptera; Pyralidae
Product: GILT-like protein 1
Exons: 7
Coding region: 160-774 (204 amino acids)
Molecular function (GO): oxidoreductase activity, acting on a sulfur group of donors, disulfide as acceptor
Source: RefSeq, a predicted model, not a curated record
UCCGCGAAACGGAGCGGUGUGGUUCGGAUAGCAUUUAUUGGCGGGAGAUUUGCAGUGAACAGUACGUAGGGAUUUAUUAGAAAGAAAAAACGUUUAGUACAAAAAAAUAUAUUUGUUCGAUUUUAGUGUUUCGUAUUUGAAAAUUUACAAUUGAACAAAAUGAGGAGUCUGGUGUGUGUCUGUCUGUUUGUGUUGGUCUGCGGAGCCUUCGCUAAGAACAAAAAGGAUGACCAUAAGGUGAAAAUCGCGGUGUACUACGAGUCCCUCUGCCCUGACUCGAAGAAGUUCAUCACGUCGCAGCUGGCGCCCGUGUGGAGGGACUUCAAGGGCGUUAUCAAGGUCAAGCUGGUGCCGUAUGGCAAGAGCACCCACGAGAAAGUGAACGGUAAAUGGGAGUUCACCUGCCACCACGGCCCCGACGAGUGUUACGGCAACAAGAUCCAGUCGUGUAUCCUGAAGGACAAGAGUCUCGCGGACACGGAGAAGAUGGAGCUAGUGGUCUGCCUCAUGAGCCAGGCCAGCCCCGACAAGGCGCUCGACACGUGCGUGGGACAGCCGCAGCAGGCGGCGCUGCGCGCGUGCGCGGGCGCAGAGCGCGGCGCCGCGCUGCUGGCGCAGGCCGGGGACAAGACGGCGGCCGUGGCGCGCCCGCUCAGCUUCGUGCCCACCGUCAUUAUCAACGAGAAAUUCGACCAAUCGGUGCAGGACGAGGCGUUCAAGAACCUGAAGAGUGUGGUGUGUCGCGUCGCGGACCCCAAGCCGGCCGUGUGCUGAUUCAUAGCAGCGAAUUCCCUCUAUUAUUAAGUAGGCUAAGUUUUACUUGAGUCAAUGGGCGUCGCCAGCUGAGGUUCCAGGGGGGGAGGGGGGGGGGGGGGGUCAUACAGAGCUCACGGAGCACAAGCCAGUAAUCACUGACAUAACAUUGACGCGACAAUGAUUUAAUAUAAAUACAAACAAACGGAAAAUUAAUAAAUGAAACAUAGGUACUUAUUAUAUAUAUAUAUAUAUAUGUUGUAUAGAAUUUGAAGUAUAAAGCGGUGGUGGUCAAGUAGUUAAGACCGUCCGCUUCUGAAUGGAAGGUCCCAGGUUCGAAUCCUACUCGUGCCACAUGAGUUUGCAUACCAAGUUUUCAUAGACCACCACUUGCUUCCGGUGAAGGGAAACAUCGCGAGGAAACCUGCACACUGGUUGACAGUUUAGUUCACUAGUGCGUAUGCCUGCCACUAGACGGCGGAGGGCGGAGGCGAUAGGUAGUAGUAGGUAGGACUUGAAUAAAAUCUGACACCAGUGACAGCAAUAACACUCGAUAUGAAUUAAAUGUGUAUGUAAAUGAAUUUUUUUUAGAUUCUCUAGGUUGGGCUGCUGUUCCUUGUGCCCCCCCCCCUUGGCGACGCCCUUGCAUACAGUGUGCAAGAGGGGUAGCGACAAAUCUUAAAAAUAAAGCUAUAGGUAAACACAGGAGCAAUGGCGUCCGGCACACCGCAUACAUUGCGGUAAAUAAAAGCGCUCGUACAAACGUACGCAAUGUUCGUGCAUUCGCGCCGGCGUUUGUCAGAGUUCGGCGAUCGUGUCGCUUAAAUUUAUGGGCAGAAACUUUGGAAAAAAAUCUUGUGUGAUAAUUUUCUUAUGACUGUGGACAUGGCACCAUCACAUUUUGUCAAAUAAAUCAAUAGCCAAAAAUGAAAAAUAUUACAAGACAUUUUUUUUAUACUAUCAAAUCGGCAGAGGCGUGCGGCCUGAUGGUAAGUGGUCACCGCAGCCUAUGAACGCCUGCAGAGUGUAGUCAGUACAAAAUGUAGUCACAAUUUACGGCAAGGAUUUUGGUGAACACCGUGUUGUUUUGCAAAUUUUGCCAACUGUGUUGAAAACUAUAUAUAGUGUAAAAUUGUAAGUAGAUUAUUUAUUUAGUUUUCGCUCAUGAAAAAAAAGUUAAUUUAUGAAAAUAUGAUGAAUAUAGGCGUCAGUCUGCGCCACCACCUCUUAAUGCAAAAUAUAUUAUAAUAUAUUCACGCAAAUAAUUUUUGUAUACAGGGUUACAUAUAAAACAACUCUUGACAAGAAAACUGGCAUUAUGUGAACGUUUGUUCUAUAUGUUUUGGCAUAAUUGAUUAGAAAAAAUAUUUUUAGUUGUCAUUGUCAACCGCUGUCAUUCUUACGCCUUACGUCAUUGAUCUGGCAACACUGACGCGCGUCGUUGUGGCGGACGAUCAGUAUAGAUCACCAUAGUUUCAUGCAGGAUAUCUUCUGCAUGAAACUGUAUGGCGCGGUAAUAGCGGCGAGAUUGCAAUGAAUUUGGGUAGUUUGAUGUGUCGUAGGUACAGUCAACAGACUGUACCUACGAUGGAGCCGUAGAAGAUUAUUUAUUUUUGUUUAUUAAAACUCUAAGAACAAUCGUUAAAUGACCAGUUUUGUUUAAUAAUUGUUAUUAUUAUAAUGGUUGUCGCCUACCCUACAGUGUAUGUUGCAAAACUAAACUUAAAAAUUACGAUUUUUAAGUUUAGUAGGAAUUUGUAAGAAUUUUGUAAUUACAAUAGUACUACUAGUA